Molecule: messenger RNA, 1440 nt
Organism: Penicillium odoratum
Lineage: Eukaryota; Fungi; Ascomycota; Eurotiomycetes; Eurotiales; Aspergillaceae
Exons: 1
Coding region: 1-1440 (479 amino acids)
Source: RefSeq, a predicted model, not a curated record
AUGGCUAGAAUCAAAGCUUGGCGGCAGACUCCGCGUACUGAAUGGGUUGCCCAACAUUACCGAGACCACGCACAGAAACCUGCGAUUUUCAUGACACUCGAAGAGACCAACCCGGAAGCCUUACCAGCUCAUCUUCCACAAUUCGCCAUCCAGGUUUACAGCACCGUCCCUAUAGGCUUGGAUUCUGGAGAAGGCUCAGAAGAUGAUUACAUCUCUCUCUGUCGAUAUCUCUCUUCGAUGCAAUCUUCCUAUCCCGAUGAAGCUUGCUCAUAUGAGAUCUAUGCCCCCCAGCCUGAUGUGUUCGCCUGUGUGGAGCAUCAAAGACGGGAAAUUUUUCACCGAAAGAAUAAUCUUCCUGGAGGAGAACUUUUUCCAGGUAUCGCAAAAGUGGCACCCGAUCACCGCAAUAUGCUUUUGCAAGGGUUUUUACUAGUGGUGGUAUCUUAUAGCUUCCGUGAUUCAUUCAUACCCCAGUAUGAAACUGAAUCUGGUCCGCUAUGGGUGAAUUUUAAUCGGAGUUUCCCGCUUAGAGCUAAAGUUGAUCUUUCCUCUCGAAUUGAUUCCGAUAUACGGUAUGGAUUUGAUCCCUCUAUUAUCAGUACUGAUUAUCAAGUAUACUCCGAGAGAGAAGAAAUUGUCGUGAGAAAAUGCCGAAAUGUGGAUGACAAUUGCCGGAAACUAAGUUCCCUGGUGACUCGAAGUGCGAGUGAUGUGGCCGGGCAUGAUUUCGACUAUGGUCUGAAUGAAGAUGAGGGAGACCCUUCUUUAUCUAAUCAACCGCUAUCACCGGAGAUGAUUCAAUUGCUACAGCUCCAGGCUGAUUCGUUGGAUCCUAACCAAUUUGAUGUACUAGUGCCCUCCGAUGGUGCUAUUGUCAUUAAGUCGAAUCAUACAGCCGCGAUAUCCGAACCAGAUCUUCAGUACAUUAUUCACAUCGCCUUACCUUAUAAGCGACUCGGAUUAGAGCUCAUUCUACUCGCCAAAGCCUUUACUGCUGCGAUUCUCGACAACCUUCCUCCGGGAAAGACACUCAACUUCGAGUUCUUCUCAGCGGAUCAAUCCCUAACUGCUAUCCUAGCGUCGCACCGGGAUCUCAUCAACUCUCGGCCAGAGAUAGCCAUAGGAGCGCUUCAUCAAGGCUGUCGGAGUUUCCCGCAAUCGCGAUAUGAGCCCGAGAUUGAAGUUCCAACGGGAAGGGAUCCAUACCAUACCUUCUUUGUCAUCCUUGACCGUCCGGAUUUCAUCACUGGGCCUGGUGUGCUUUUCUUCCUCGCCGACGGAAACGAAGUCACAGAUGAGGCGUUGGAAAGCAACUUUUUCGGUUCGCCUCAAGACCAACGUGGAGACUACCGAAUAUACAAGAUUUUGCGGAGCGCAGGAAUGCGUGAAACAGCAGGAAGGCUGGCAAUGAUGCCUACAAAUAUUACUAGCUGGGGCUGA